CCAACAGGCGGGGUGGAGUGGAAGCAACGUCAGAGGAUCUGAUCUCCUGGGGAGAGAGGGGAAAGCUUCAGGGACACAGUAACGCUGGCCCAGGUCCUGUCUCCGGCUGCAGGAAGAAGCGCUAACUCCCUAUACACAGCAAGAUGUUCAAAACGAUCUACAAUUACUUCUGGUGGGACAAACUGUGGCUUCCUGAGACUGUGACAUGGGCGGACCUUGAAGAUAAAGAUGGUCGUUCAUAUGCCAAAGUGUCGGACCUCUAUGUAACUAUCCCCCUCGCAUUUGUGUUCCUUGUAGUGCGAUACCUCUUUGAAAUAUUAGUAGCCAGUCCACUUGCAAAUGCCCUUGGUGUGAAAGACAAAGUUCGGCUACGGGCAGCACACAACCCAGCUCUGGAAAAAUUCUUUAGCUGCUCCUCAAAACACCCCAAACAGACUGAUUUAGAAAACCUUUCUCGCUCAAGUAAAUGCACAGUACGGCAAGUAGAGAGAUGGUUCCGCCGGCGAAGAAACCAAGACAGACCAAGCUUGUUGAAAAAGUUUCGGGAAGCCAGUUGGAGAUUCACCUUUUAUCUUCUUGCUUUCAUUGCUGGCAUGGCAGUCCUUGUAGACAAACCAUGGUUUCAUGACCUCCGUGAAAUAUUUAAGGAAUUCCCCAGACAGACCAUGCUUCCAUCACAGUACUGGUAUUACAUGAUUGAACUGGGCUUCUACUGGUCUCUCCUCUUCAGAGUGGCUUUUGAUGUCAAGAGAAAGGACUUUAAGGAGCAGAUAAUUCAUCACGUGGCCACAAUCAUUCUCAUCAGUUUCUCAUGGUGUGCUAACUACAUCCGAGUUGGCACUUUAAUCAUGGCUGUGCAUGAUGCCUCAGAUUUUUUCUUAGAGUCUGCGAAGAUGUUUAAUUAUGCUGGUUGGACAGAUACCUGUAACAGUAUUUUUGUAGUGUUUGCAGUGGUGUUUAUAGUAACAAGAAUUAUCAUCUUUCCUUUCUGGAUCCUACACUGUACCUGGGUUUACCCAAUGGAAAGUUAUGCACCCUUCUUUGGGUAUUACUUCUUCAAUGUCAUGCUUUGGGUUCUCCAGUGUUUGCAUAUCUUCUGGGCAUACCUCAUCCUUCGAAUGGCCCACAAGUUUCUUACUGGAAAGCUGGAGCAGGAUGAAAGAAGUGACAGAGACGAGACCGAUAUCCCUGAUGAAGAGGAAGAAGAACACACCAAGAAUGGAUUUCUUUCAAAUGGGCAUUCAGUACAGAAUAACAACCACCAUAAAGCAGAUUGACCUUGGAGUAGUGUGGCUCUUCUGCUUCUAAUAUCGCUUCCUAAACUAGUAAUUUCUAAGGAACAUGUUUAAAUCCUUAAGCCAUUAUUUCUAAUUAUACAUGAAUCCACACUGUUCUAAAAUUAUACAUCUUGAAGACACAGAUCAUCAUCUCAGUGACUUGAAUGUCCAGUAGACUUUCUCCACUGGACCUCAGGAAGUUGAAGUAAUCAGAUUUAGAAGGAAAUGUAUUAAUGCUUAAAAAUGUCCUUAAAUGGAGAUAGCGACUUUAAUUUUAUGAACUUGUCUCAAUCAUCUUCCGUUAUCUCUUGCUGCUUUAGAAUUGUAAAGAAGAACAUAUGGAUCACAUAAUGUUGUUUUAUUUAAUGCUAUCUUUGAUUUACAAAUUUAGGACCCUCGAUUUUCCCAAUCACUAGCUGAUCUUGCAAUUCUGGUUUGUUGUUAUCCAGUGAGAACUCUCUAUUGAACAUAGGAGAGUGAGGGUCUUAUGACCUGGAGACACAACCUUGCUUAAUCAGUCUUUUCAGUAUGGUUGAUUUCUACCUACAUAGAUUUAUUGUCAUUUGAUGAACACAUGCCUUGUACAGGCAUGUAGGAGGUUGACCUGUUUCUGUACAUCUUUUGUAUUUAUGAUUCCCCCCCCCUCUCUCAAACCAUAUUAUAUCUAAUAUACAAGAUAUGAGUAUUUAUCACAGUCUCGAUUUAGAGAUUUGUUUUUAGAAUUCUGUUUGCUAGUCCUAGAACCAUACACACUAAAGCGACACAAUUUAAUAUAUCUCACUCUGGAUUUUGCUUUUACAAUCCAACUCAUAAUACAGAAUCCGCUAGUUCCUUUUUUUUGUUUUGUUGCCAAGACAUGCUUCAGUAUCAGUCAAUGACUCCUAAGAUGAUCCAGUAGGAGGCAUUGUAUUUUUAGAUCUACUGUUGCAGCUUUAAGUUAUUUGCAGUGUCACCUUGAAUCAGAAAAUCAUAUUGUUGAUAAAAACAAAUAUUACCAAGAUGGUCCAUCUUGUUUAUUAUGAUUUAUAGUCUUGCAUUAUUUUUAUCUUUGUCAAUUUUCUAAUAAAAUACAUUUUUCCUUG
Messenger RNA from Bombina bombina (fire-bellied toad), 2359 nucleotides. RefSeq names its product ceramide synthase 2 (gene CERS2). Gene Ontology annotation, biological process: ceramide biosynthetic process. The transcript has 11 exons. Gene Ontology annotation, cellular component: membrane. The coding region runs from base 144 to 1277 and encodes 377 amino acids. Lineage: Eukaryota; Metazoa; Chordata; Amphibia; Anura; Bombinatoridae. The record is from RefSeq and is a predicted model, not a curated record. Gene Ontology annotation, molecular function: sphingosine N-acyltransferase activity; DNA binding.